Nicotiana attenuata is the source of this 1476-nucleotide messenger RNA. Its product is annotated as protein SLOW GREEN 1, chloroplastic. NCBI's taxonomy places the organism in Eukaryota, Viridiplantae, Streptophyta, Magnoliopsida, Solanales, Solanaceae. The transcript has a single exon. The coding region runs from base 246 to 1199 and encodes 317 amino acids. Gene Ontology annotation, molecular function: protein binding. The record is from RefSeq and is a predicted model, not a curated record.
UCCUUAUUGCUACAAAGUCGCUCUCUUUUUCUCAAAUUGCAAAAGAGGACAAAAUCAGACUCCACAUUGAUCCCGUCAAUUUCCUUCACGAGAAUAAUACAAGAACUCUCACCUACUCGACUUACCUCUUUUAUCCUUUUCGUAAUUUUGAAACUCUAAACCCUACAGCAGCACUAAAACCUACUCCCAACCCCCAAAACUCCGCCGGAGACCUUCUCAUCCCCGCCGGAACCACCACCAUCACCAUGAACUCCACCUUGUCUCUUGGCUCAUCCUUCUUCCCCUCCACCGCUAACCCCAAUUUACCAUCCCGUCCCUCCAUUUUCUCUAUCCCAACAACUGCUGCUAAGACCCACAACAAAGGAUUUAUCCUAAAGGCAUCCACCAAUGCUAAUUCAAACCCAUUAAUCUCUACCCUCAAAACCGCCAGCGUCGCCGCUGUUUUUGCCGCAGUGGCCUUGGGGAAAUUCCCUGUAGAAACGCCAUUGGCAAGAGCUGAAACCCCAACAGCUGUACUAGAAGAGCAACAACAGGAGGAGCAACAACAACAAGAAGAUUCUCCACUGACCCAGUUUUUAGAAUCCAGUCCUGAAGCCAUUGAUACAUUGAAAAAUCUCCUCCAGGAAAAACUGGAGGCAGGGGAGGACGAGGAGAGCCUGAAAAUACUGAAGAAAUUAUCCUCUGCCCAGCCGGAGAAUACCGAAUGGAAGUUCCUGACGGCAAGGUUGUUAAACGAAAUGGGGAAGGUACAAGAAGCAAGGGAAGUUUUUGAAGAGAUCUUAUCGAAGAAUCCACUCUCGUUCGAGGCAUUGUUUGAGAAUGCAUUGUUGAUGGACAGGAGUGGAGAAGGGGUGAAAGUGAUUCAGAGGUUAGAGGAAGCAUUAAAGAUAGCUGAGGAAGAGAACAAAGUUAAGGAAGGUAGGGAUGUUAGGUUUAUAAUGGCACAAGUACAGUUUUUGCAGAAGAAUGUUGAGGAUGCAUUGAGGAGUUAUGAUGAGCUUGAAAAAGAGGAUCCUAAAGAUUUCAGGCCUUACUUUUGUAAAGGGAUGAUUUACAGUUUACUUGAUAGGAAUAAAGAGGCUAGAGAGCAAUUCGCAAAAUAUCGCGAGCUAUCUCCUAGGAAAUUUGAAGUGGAAGGUUAUCUGCAGACGCCUUUGUCGAGAAUGAAGCUCUUUGGUACUGACGAGAAAGAGAGUUGAAUUUGAUUGAAAUGGAGUUUAUGGUGGUUCCGAUACAGAGUUUUAAGCAGCAAAUGACUUUUUCGAGGAAGGUGGAAGCUAUUAACUUUGGUAUACAUUACUUUAUUUUGAAUUAUAUGAAGAUAAGAUGAAGAAGAUUAAUUAGGCAAUGAAAUAAAAGAAUAAUUGCUAAAGUCUAGUUAUAUUCUAGACGGAUUCAUAUAUGAACAUCAGCAGGUGAUUUCUGCUUAGACUCUUGACUUAAAGUUACAGUCAAUUUGGAUUACUUGCCUUUGCA